Molecule: messenger RNA, 645 nt
Organism: Bubalus bubalis (water buffalo)
Lineage: Eukaryota; Metazoa; Chordata; Mammalia; Artiodactyla; Bovidae
Gene: IFNK
Product: interferon kappa
Exons: 1
Coding region: 1-645 (214 amino acids)
Biological process (GO): humoral immune response; T cell activation involved in immune response; B cell differentiation
Cellular component (GO): extracellular region
Molecular function (GO): type I interferon receptor binding; cytokine activity
Source: RefSeq, a predicted model, not a curated record
AUGAUCAUCAAGCCUGAUGGGAUUCAAAAGUACGUGUGGCUGGCGUGCCUCAUGGGUCUGUUCAUCACUGGCAUCCUCUCUCUGGACUGUAACUCGCUGAAUGUUCGCCUGAGGAGAGUCACCUGGCAGAAUCUGCAACUUCUGAGCACAAUGAGCAAUUCAUUUCCUAUAGAGUGUCUACAAGAAAGAAAAGCUUUCGAGUUGCCCCAAGAGAUCCUCUCAUACACCCAGCCUCUGAAGAGGAACAUCAAGGAGGCCUUCUAUGAAAUGUCCAAACAGGCCUUCCACAUCUUCACUCAAGACACCUUCCAAUCCACUUGGGAAGAGAAACACCUGAGACAAGUCCAGAUCGGACUUGAUCACCAGCUGCAGUACCUGGAGCAAUGCUUGGAAGAAGAGGAGGAAAAUGAAGACACAAGAGAGAGGGAAGAGCUUCUCUCAGCCGGAGAGGAGACCCUCAGGAAACCCUCAGGAGCUCCGGUCCUCCAGCUGGGCAAUCUAGAUCUGAGGAGAUAUUUCAACAGGAUAGACAGGUUCCUCAAAGAUAAGAAACACAGUCACUGCGCCUGGGAGAUUGUCCGAAUGGAAAUCAGAAGAUGCUUCUACUUCUUUCAGAAACUCACAGCACUACUCAGGAGGAGAUAA